This is a messenger RNA of Varanus komodoensis (Komodo dragon), 1019 nucleotides long. It is a transcript of the gene FGF1, whose product is annotated as fibroblast growth factor 1. Lineage: Eukaryota; Metazoa; Chordata; Lepidosauria; Squamata; Varanidae. Gene Ontology annotation, cellular component: cytoplasm. Bases 90 to 557 code for a protein of 155 amino acids. Gene Ontology annotation, molecular function: growth factor activity; fibroblast growth factor receptor binding. The transcript has 4 exons. Gene Ontology annotation, biological process: positive regulation of cell population proliferation; fibroblast growth factor receptor signaling pathway; animal organ morphogenesis. The record is from RefSeq and is a predicted model, not a curated record.
GGCGAGGAUAUCGCUUCCUCACAGCAAGAGUCAAAGCUCUCGGCUGAAAGGUAGCUUGGCAGCAGUACUGAAGCACUGACUCGUAAGGGAUGGCUGAAGGGGAAAUAACAACGUUCACAGCCCUGAUGGAAAAGUUUGAUCUCCCAAUGGAGAAUUACAAGAAGCCCAAACUCCUUUACUGCAGCAAUGGAGGCCACUUCUUAAGGAUACUUCCUGAUGGUAAAGUAGAUGGCACAAUGGACCGAAAUGACAGACACAUCCAACUGCUGCUAAGUGCAGAAAGUGUGGGUGAGGUGUAUAUAAAGGGCACUGAGUCUGGACAGUACUUGGCUAUGGAUGCCAAUGGACGUUUAUAUGGCUCGCAGUUGCCAACAGAGGAGUGUUUGUUCCUGGAACGGUUGGAAGAGAACCAUUACAACACAUACACGUCGAAGAUGCACGCAGAGAAGAACUGGUUUGUUGGCUUGAAGAAGAAUGGGAGAAGCAAACUGGGACCACGGACUCAUUAUGGCCAGAAGGCGAUACUUUUUCUGCCCCUGCCAGUCUCUCCUGAUUAGAUGGUUUCCCCACCCAUGUCCCUUAGAAUUAAGCAGCCAGUAAGUAGCCUUCCCUCUCACCUCCCGCCCCCCCACCCCCCCUUGAUUCUCACACUGGGGAAUGUGAAAAUAAAGUGGGGCAGAGUAUGCAAGAUGAAAAUACAAAUGUAUUUCAUACAUCUAAUACAUAGUCACAGGAAUCCCAUAAUACUGCCUCCAAAGUAUAUCAAAUCAGCUCUAGCCAUAGACAAGCACACAACUAGGUGUGUGCAGCUCCUACUGCCUUAUGCAUAACAAAGCUUCCACUUUUGGAAAGAAAUGUAUUUAGACCAUAUGAUCUAAGACUGAAAAACAUGUAAGUCUGCUUGUUAUCAUUCUUAUGUAACACAUGGAAGCAUAAUCAACAAUACUGGAUUUAUCCUAUUAUUUAAAACAAAUUAACUGUGCUUUUAGGACCAAGAUAAACUAAUCCUUUCUUUUUAA